AUGACUACAAUGCAGAAACCUCCCCAACCCCCAACCUCCAACCCACGCGGCUUAAAAGGCAUAAUAAGCCGCGUCUCCAGCAUCCGCGACGCAUACCCCAAUUCCGUCCUCAUCUACCGCGACCUAAACACAACCUACCAAUCAUGCUACGAGAUCGCCGUCAAUGUCUCAGAACAAUAUAACAGCUACCGACGCGCGGGCCAACGGAUUCCAGGCAUUCGAUCACUUCUAACGGACUGCGAUGCGAUUUUGAAGAAAGUCCAUGGCUUUUUGCAGCGGUAUUCGAGUCUGAGGUCGCAGAGGCCGGCGUCGAAGGAGAAGUUUGCUUUUGUUAGUGAGGAUAUUGGGUUUCAGAGGAGGAGGGUGGAGGUUUGUAGGGGGAAACUUGGGGAGGUGCAGAGGUUGUUGCAGGGGGCUGAUUACUCUAGUCAGCAAAAUGUGACUGCUGAUGAGCCUCGAGGAGAUAUCCCCGCUGGUGAUAUUCCUGGAGAUACUGACCCAGCUCCUCCUGUCGAAGAAGACCCUAUCGACCAGAAACCACCGCCUAGAUCUCGAUCACAGAAGCGAAAUACUCGUUUGGCAACAGCAGCCUCCGCCUAUCGCUGGGACGAAGUUCGCUCCCUGAUUGAAAGAGGCGCAGAUGGACAUAUGGGGAAAGGGAAUAUCGAAAGUGGGUAA
Molecule: messenger RNA, 678 nt
Organism: Penicillium manginii
Lineage: Eukaryota; Fungi; Ascomycota; Eurotiomycetes; Eurotiales; Aspergillaceae
Exons: 4
Coding region: 1-678 (225 amino acids)
Source: RefSeq, a predicted model, not a curated record